AACCAGCAGGUCCAGACCUUCAUUGCAUCGUCUGAAUCUAAACUCCGUUUAGUUGUUACUCUGAUGAGAUGAUGGCGGUUUUCCAGCUUCAGCUCUGAAGAUCAGUGAUGUAUCAGUGAAAGAAUCUCCUGCCUCUCCAGAUUCGCUCAGACUUUAGAAACUGGUUAGAAACUUUAGUGCCUUUAUAGUCUUUAAAGUUUUUGAAUAUCUUUAAUGACAGCAAACUGAUUUGACAUCCGUCUGUUUUUAACUGAACUGUUGUUCUCUGGACAGGGCUCCUGCUCUGGGCGCUGUGUCCUGUUUCUGGCCUCUUAAGGUGUAAUCUGAGCCCCUGCUCUGUCCGGUUCUGUCCUUCAGCUGCUCUGUAAUCCUGUUAGCUCUGUAAUCCUCCCACUGCGCUCACAUUCCUGUUAGUCUUUCCUCACCGCGCCUCUGUGGGAUGCUGCUGGGACCCAACUGAACUGUUCAGGAUGUUGAGCUGGGUGGUUAAAGUCGUCCCCCAGCCGCCUGAACUUCCAUCCAAAAACACUGAAGAUGCCAAGGAAGGAAAACCAGAAGCGGCCCCGCCCCCUGCACCAGAGAAGAAGGUGACGUUUGAGGAUGAGUGCAAGAAGGACGCUGCAAAAGCUGACAAACUGAAUCAGGAAGUUGAGUCGUCUGCAGGGAACGGUCCGGCUCCAGGGAUGCUGACCUGGAUCAGCAGCGCUCUCCCGCUACCGGCGCCACCGGCCAACCAGAACCAGGCCAGCUCCACUGCCAAGGAGGAAGCAGCAGCCAGCAAGCCCGACGAUGAGUGAGUAACCUGCCAAAUACUGAGCUGCUUUUACAGUCAGUAGCUGCCACGAUGCCAGAUAGUGAGCUGCUUCAUAAAGCAGUCAGCUGCCACGAUGCCAGAUAGUGAGCUGCUUCAUAAAGCAGUCAGCUGCCACGAUGCCAGAUAGUGAGCUGCUUCAUAAAGCAGUCAGCAGCCAGGAUGCCAGAUAGUGAUCUAGCUGGAGCUUUGGCGCCCCCUGCUGUCCAGUUUGACCCGCGUUUCCU
Poecilia reticulata (guppy) is the source of this 1038-nucleotide messenger RNA. Lineage: Eukaryota; Metazoa; Chordata; Actinopteri; Cyprinodontiformes; Poeciliidae. The record is from RefSeq and is a predicted model, not a curated record.